Messenger RNA from Thamnophis sirtalis, 6131 nucleotides. The record is from RefSeq and is a predicted model, not a curated record. NCBI's taxonomy places the organism in Eukaryota, Metazoa, Chordata, Lepidosauria, Squamata, Natricidae.
GGAUCUAUACCAGUAACAAGGAUCCCAUUUCUCACGGGGGCGGGUUGCUGAGAACUGUGUGCAGCACUCCCCUUUCCUCUAAUCUUCUGCCUCACCAAGGCACCUCAUCACUCCCCCAGCUCACCCGCUCACCUUUUGCUGGCACCAUUCCAUCCUCCUCCUCUUCCUCCGUCUCUACUACCCAGGUCUUCUCACUGGCAGGAUCCACAUUUAGCCUCCCUUCCUCACACAUUUUUGGAAGUCCCCUCACCUCUGGACUGUCGUUAAAUCCUCUGCUCAACCAACCUGAAAACAACAGAACAGAACCAGAUUUGGAAGACUGCAAUUUUGCUUGCCGUGGGUCAUCACCCCAAGAAAGUCUUUCUUCCAUGUCUCCCAUCAGCAGCCUCCCUACUCUCUUUGACCAGACGGUAUCAACUAGCAGUGGACAACUGGAAAAUGUCCCCCAGGCCACACCAAACAUUGAGCAGCUCCUGGAGAAACAGGGCAAUGGAGAAGCUGGUGUCAAUAUUGUAGAGAUGCUCAAGGCACUUCAUUCACUACAGAAAGAAAAUCAGCGCCUUCAGGAACAGAUCAUGACUUUGGCAGCUAAAAAGGAGCGCCUGCAGCUUCUAAAUGUUCAGCUCUCUGUUCCCUUCCAAAUGGUGACCACCAGCAAUGGCCCCCCAAGCCAGACCCAAUACAUCCUAGCUCCCAACACCUACAACAGUGACUCAUUUAGUAUCAGCAAGAGCUCCCCAUGCAAGAAUAGUUUUGGUAUCGAGAAUGCACUGUCCACUUCCUCUGAGGAUCUUCAUUCAGGAUGCCCAAGCAGGAGCAGCUCUUCUCUGUCUUUCCACAGCACACCACCACCUCUGCCCUUGCUGCAGCAAAGCCCUGCCUCCCUUCCUCUAACUACUGGGGUCCAACAGCAGCCACCCCCACCACCAGUGAAUGGCCUGAGCAGAGCUAUGGGGACUGUUCAUGGGGGAAGUGCCACAGCUACUCACAGCCUUGUGGAUGGUCUCCUUGGCAGCCUGGCAGGAGGGCAACAGGUCCCCCUCAAUGGCAUCCUAGGAAGUUUAAAUGGCACUUUGGCCACCCAGACCCAGAAUCCAGUACUGGCACAAACCAGUGGUCACCCUGGUCUGCAGCUCUCCAUGAGCCAAAGCAGUAUACCUAAUGUGACUCACUUGUCAGAACAGCAGCGGCAGCUGCUCAGCCAGCCUGAGCUGCAACUGCAGCAGCUCCUAACAUCACAGCCACUCAACCCGGAGCAGCAGACAUUGAUAUUCCAGAUGAUUCAACAAAUUCAGCACAAAAGAGAAUUGCAGCGGCUCCAGAUGACCGGUUCCUCCAUGACGGGCCUUGGCCCGGUGACCACCACGUCCCUUCUCCACUCCAGCAAUAAUGCACCAUCAGCUGCCAACAGUGCUCUCCUGGCCUCCAUCUCCCCUCAACAGCUUAAUCCUGCCGGCUCACUGAUGGCUUCCCCACCGCUCAGCACCCCUGGGAACAGCCUGAUGUCAGCAGCAGGAGCUGUUAUUCCACCUGUCCUCACAGCCCAAACAAACCCUUUCCUCAACCUGCAGGGCGACAGCAGCAGCCAGAAAGGAAUGGUGAGCAUCUUAUAAGAAGGCCAGAAGCAAGAGCAUAAAUGAAAAGGGAGGUGCCUCAGUGCAAGACAAAGGCUAACUUUUGGUGAUACUGGGCUGCUUUCUCUGCCAUAAGAAAACAGUCUCCUUGAACCUUGGAUCCCAAAACGUAGAGCAACCAUAUGAAAGGCUUCCGAGAAAGUCUUCCUUGCCACAGUCACAGUGACGCCAAGCGGAGGCAUGCCAGAAGUCUACGUUCCUCGGUUCUGAGCCUGUCAUUUAGUGCCCUUCUAAAAGAGACUGGUGGUGUGAACACCUCCUUUCCCUUGUUGGCUUGGUCUAUUCUUCUGCACUUAAGUCAUAAAACGUUGCACUUCAGAUGGAAAGGAUGAAGCAAUGUUUGCCAUCCAAGAAUAUCCCCUCAAAGAUGGGACAUAUGAGCUGGACACAACCACAAUCACCUGGUGAUUAAUGUUAUUUUUGCAGAGCAUGUUAUUUCCAAAUCAGGAUUAAGAAAUCCAUCAAUAUUCCCCUGUAAGAAGAUCCAGCUACAGCACAACAGGAUCAGAUGUUUUUGAGGUUUCCAAUAAAUAACUUGGAAGGGUUGGAAAAGUGGUAUUUGGAGGUCCAUGUACAUGAAUCCUACACAAAGGAUUUCACUCCCAUAGGCAUUUCAAAUGUCUACACCUUAACUGACACCUGCUGAGGUACAAUUUAUCUGGGAAUGAAAAGCUAAUCCUGCAUAACUGAGAACAGUUACCUUGGUUUCCCCAAAGCUCUGCCAGCCACAUGUCUUUAAAAAAAAACUACCUGAAGGAAAUGGCCUCAUUUUCUCCAUCUUUGACCAAGGGACUCAUCUUUUUGUCCUUCAGAAGUCUUUGCAGAUAGUGUAUGCUUACCAAUAAUCCAGAGUUGGUGCUGAGCUAUUUCCAGCCACUCACAAAGAGUUUCUUGUUCUCUGUCACAUCAACCACUCAAAAGCCCAACACCAAAGAGGCAGAACAAAGGUUUUGUCUAAUGGCAGGAGCUAUUCCAACCAUCUCCAAAAUCAGCUGGUAAGAACAUCUUUCCUGUGAAACAGAUCUCACACAUAUCCCAUCUAAGGAGAAUUCAGGUCUUCCCAUCACUGGAAGAUCUAUUCCCAUCUCCUUUUUGUAAACAGAUGGUUUAGCAACAGUAUGAAUUUCCUUCUCCUUCCAGGGAUUGGGGGGGGGGGGGGAAUGAAAUGACAGCAAGAUCAGAUAUUCUGAGGAAACCAGCUCAAUUUUGUCUUUGUUGGAUAAAUCCAGAUCUCUUAAAAAGAAAGAUUCUGGGUAAUAGAAUCACCUAGGGCCUUUCAAAGUUUUCCUACUUCCAUAAAUAUACGGUCAUUUUAGGUUUAUUCUUGCCAUCUGCUACAAUUUGCACUAUUUUCAACCACUGGUGGUGAGCAAGUACCAGUACUUAUGAUACCAUAAUAACCACUGUUGUAUAAAAUAUGUUGGGGAGAUUUUUCCCUAUUGUUUGAACAAAGCAAAAGUAUCUAUCAGAUAGAUGAGUUGGAGUCUUAAAAAAUAAGACACCGAAGCAACUUUUCAUGAUGUUUUUUCUUUGAUUUGUUUUAUUUUAUUCAGACAGAUACGUUUAGCUCCAAGCUUUGAGUUUGUGUGUGCACACUUACCCACAAUUUAAAGGUUUGUUUGUUUAUUCUUUUGAAGUUGUUUUACUAGCUCCUAAAAACUGUCAAAAACAAUAAAUUUUCCAAAUGACAACUGGGAAGUUUUCUUUCCAAUCAUGGCAGCUUUGGCACAGGUUAAGGAGCAGAUUGAACACUUGACUCACAUUUCAACUGAGUGUAAACAUAGUUUUUUUAAUCAGAAAACUAAGCCAUCUCAAUACACUUACUCUUUAGAUAGCCAACUCAUCUUUAAAAUCUAUCCAGACCAGUGCAUUCCGGUUUUAUUUUGUCCUUCAUUAGCAUGUUCAUAGUAUUUUUUUUGGUCCUUAUUCGGCUGCCAUAAUACACAAUGGCUAUGAGUUAUGAUGGAAGUACUUUGAAGUGGAGGCUAAAUCCAACUUUUGUUCCCCUUUUCAGGCGACUAAUGGGCAGUAUCUCCAGAAUUCUUAUUGCAACCUGCAACCACAUUGCAGAAAAUUGUUGUUCUAUAGCACCAGCAAAAUUGAUAAUCCUAUGACUUUUGUCUUCUUAUCUUGGCGCUGGGGGAAAAGAUUUUUUACAACUACAACUUCUCUGCUAGAAUUGCAAAUAUGAUUUUUAAAAAAAUAUUGCCAUUAAUAAAUGCUUGAUAUAGUGCUGCACCAGAAGGAGUAGUAGAGCAAAUUGAUUAUUAAAAUAUUUUGGAAAAGAGUUAUUUAAAUAUACAAAAGCUGAAAAUAAUUACCAUUCUAUCUAAAAUAUUGUGGAGGGGGGGAUACUUUUCUCUGCAAUGAGAGAGAAACUAGACAUUGCAAAAGAAAAGGAAUGUUCGACCCCAUAUUUUCAUUGUAAUAAUUAGUGGAUUUCUGAAAAGGCAUUUGGAGAAGAGAAUUAAAAGUUGGGAAGGAACUGUCCGUGUGAUAGUGCACAUUUGCUCAUUCAAGGCUUGCAUUCUAAAAUCUGAUAUUACUGAUUUCUUGCUAGCCCAUAAAGCUUUUGUAGGGAUAUUUUUUUUUCUCCUUUAAGGCUUUUUCUGUUUGUAUUGUGCUUUGAGCCACAAGGUGGAUAAUCUGUAUUCCUCCAAAUAUUGGUGAACUUUAAUUCUCAGGAACCCUAUUCAAUAUAAUCCAUUAUGGACAAUGCUGGGAUCUGUGGUUCAGAAUCACCUGAAGAACCUUAUGUUGAGGAAUGGCACAGUUCUACAAAGCCCUCAUUGCACAAGAUCACAACACUGCAUUUGGCCAUGUUUUGUGACUUUAAGUGCUCGGAAAAUGGGAGGUAUCAAUCCGCAGUUGAGCUACCAUACAAAAGUUGAAAAAAGUUUUAACAUCAGAAAUAUAGUUCAUCUUUACAUUUAUAUACUAUGUUUCCUACGGAAACAUAAGUUGAAAUACAUAAAAAUCACCCCUUUCUUCACAUAACAAAAGUAUGAGAUAGAUUGGAAUAGUCUGCUAUUGCUAUUGGUCUAAAAUUAUCCACUGAAGUUUAUGGUGGAAGGAGAACUUGAACCUGAGUUUUCAUAGUCCUGUCUAACACCUGGACCAUUAAUCCACGAUGGCUGAAUGAAUUGAACUGAAAAUCAAUAAUGAAUAGAUAAUUCAGUCUUUGGGCAGCAGUUGAUACUAAGGCUGAAUUCAAUUUGUGAUCCUUUGUAUCAAAUGUUCCUGAUCGGCAAUUCAUCUGGCUAGAGACACAAUAGUUUAGUUUGUCCCACCUGAUCUCUAUAGGCCAAAAUAGAGGACAUAGAGAAGGGCAGGAGGAAGAAUCACAGCCAAGGCAAUAAUCAGACUGGCAUAUUUUGAACCCUUUCCAUCAAGUUAGUUUGAGUUAAUAUCUCUGUCUUUCCCUAGUGUGAAGGUAAAGUAAGGGAGGGGAGAAGCAGAUACAGACUUGCAGGUUUCUGUAAUUAUAGCUGUCACAAUAAAACUAGCCCUGUCCUAUAGGGGUUUGGAUUUACCUUGAAGGGUUGCCAUCCAUGCAGUAUUCCUAUUGAGUCCCCAAUGAAUUGUAAGUGGCAGAAUCCACAGGGCAGAAUUAUAUACAUGACUCAGUAAUACUAUUGCUUCUUGCACUCAAGGCUACACAUUCAGAAACACAGUUAGGGUAUAUUUAAGACAUGUCUGCACCCAAAAGAUCAAUUAGAUGCUUUCUGAAAGCAUUCUAAGAAUAUUCCAUUUUUGGGGGGGUGGAGGGUUCCAAAUCUAAGAUGCAAAACUCCAGAUCACUACUGGAUGGGAAAAAAGUGUACAUAUUUACUAUCAUAUAGUGGUAUCUGGAUUUUUGAAGCCUGAAUCUGACAGCCCUACUACUUCAUGACCAGAAAGGUUCCUAGCAUAUUAUAUGGAGGAGAAAAUAAACAGCUGGUGCUUAGUGGCAAUUUGAAAGGCUGAAAAGACCUUUCUUGGAUAAUCUAAGGAAUAAGUGCUUUUACAAAGCUCCAUUUCUCUUCCCACGGAGAACUCAAUACAGCAAUUUCCUUCAGCAAUAGAAACCUUGUGGAGCUGCGUUAGACAUUUUGGCUGUAUAGACAUUCUAUUUACAUUUGAGAAAAAAGUUAUACUGUGCAUCAAGGAAAAAGCCAUCUUGGAGGUUAGGCUGGCUUGUGGAACAUUCUGGAAUACCACUUCCUUGUCUCUCCAGGAAUACUGUAUGUAACACAUAAAAAUCAAGUGCAAUUCUGAAAAAGUCCCAAGCAAGCACUAGUUCAGAUAAACCUGAAAGUCUUUAAAACAUGGUUGAUGGAUGUGGAACAGUGCUUGCCUAUAACAGAAUCGAAUAUAUCAUCAGUCACUUAAUUUUCAAUUACAGAAAUCAGUGUGUUCAGCAAAUUUAGAAUAAGGCAUAUCUGUUUUCCCAAAAACAAGACCUCCCCAGAUAAUAAAGGCUUUUGAACACAUGCACUAAAAUAACCCCUCCCUCCA